GCAAGACGGGGUUGUAGUUCACAGCAGCGUUUGGUAGUCGGCAGUGAGGGAGUCUGUUCUGUACCCUUGUGUUAGGAAUUAACUGUUGCUUUUAAAUAUGGCCGGUGGAAAGGCAGGCAAAGACUCCGGAAAGACCAAGACGAAAGCUAUUUCGCGCUCGCAGCGAGCGGGACUGCAGUUCCCCGUGGGUCGUAUCCACAGACACCUUAAGUCCAGAACCACCAGCCACGGCAGAGUGGGAGCCACUGCAGCCGUGUACAGCGCAGCUAUUCUCGAAUACCUCACGGCCGAGGUUCUUGAGUUGGCAGGAAAUGCAUCAAAGGAUCUUAAGGUGAAGCGUAUAACCCCACGCCACUUGCAGCUUGCCAUUAGAGGAGAUGAAGAGCUGGAUUCACUUAUCAAGGCCACUAUUGCUGGUGGAGGUGUUAUUCCUCACAUCCACAAGUCUCUGAUUGGAAAGAAGGGCCAGCAGAAGACUGUAUAACCUGAAGUGCUCCGCACGUCUGCAUCAAGUGAUUAAAUGUCUUAGAUUAGAACACCUUUUAGGAAUGAUUUGUAUUGAGCUUGCAUUUACUCACCUGGGGUAUUUUUUAAAAGUGGCUUCAGAGAAGCUCAUUUUUUGUGUUACUGUUCUUUGUUUUCAGGUGCUGCAGUUUUUGUGUUGAAACAUGCUUUUUGUGGCGUUCCCAUGUUGAAAGUGGUGUUUUAAUAAAGCUCUGUUUGGGCAUUUGCAGUUCUUUUAGUUCUUGCACUUUCA
Molecule: messenger RNA, 757 nt
Organism: Chelmon rostratus (copperband butterflyfish)
Lineage: Eukaryota; Metazoa; Chordata; Actinopteri; Chaetodontiformes; Chaetodontidae
Product: histone H2A.Z
Exons: 5
Coding region: 98-484 (128 amino acids)
Cellular component (GO): nucleosome
Molecular function (GO): DNA binding; protein heterodimerization activity; structural constituent of chromatin
Source: RefSeq, a predicted model, not a curated record